Quercus robur (English oak) is the source of this 1251-nucleotide messenger RNA. RefSeq names its product flocculation protein FLO11-like. The record is from RefSeq and is a predicted model, not a curated record. The coding region runs from base 1 to 1251 and encodes 416 amino acids. The transcript has 5 exons. NCBI's taxonomy places the organism in Eukaryota, Viridiplantae, Streptophyta, Magnoliopsida, Fagales, Fagaceae.
AUGACUUCUUUUGAGCAAGAAUUGCUAGGUCGCCGUGGCUUUUCCCUUAUUCCACCCGAUGGACUCGCCUAUGCCAGGAAGCAAGGUCGGUCCGCCAUCCUUGAGUGGGAUGAGGAGGGUGGAGGGUGGUAUUGGCAUGCUAGUGAUUACCCUCCAAGUUGGGAGAAAAAGGUAAAGAUUACAAACCUUUCUACACCGGGUAAGAAGGGUCUUGCCAAACCCAAAUCCUCCACAAAGGGUGGUGAGGUGGUGCCUCUUAAGAGUGACCUUCCUCCCAUAAGCCGUAUAGCUUUAAAGGGUUCUCCUCCUUCUUCAGCCCGCACCCGUUCUAGUGCACGCCCUACUGCCAGCAAGCCUAAGUCUACUGCUCCACGGCCAUCCAUAGGUGCUCCUCCUUCCAGCAGGACACGGUGCAGCAAGAGAAAGACAUCCCCUCAUCCUACGCCCACCACUGAGCGGAGAGGAGUUUCUGUCGAGGCUCCCAUCCCCUCCCUUAAGCCAGUACCCAUGAAGGGUACUCAUACCGAGGGGGUUAGUGAGGACACUCCUAUUUCUGCUGAGACACCUAUUCCCCAAAAGGGGGCCAUUCCUCCUGCUACCCAGACUGAAGUUGCUUCACCUUCCACACCUCUUGUCAUCUCCACCAGCAACCCCUUCGCAACUCUAUCUCAGGCUGUGAAAGAUGGUUCUUCUUUGGUGGUUACCCCUUCUUCCAUCCUUAGUUCCGCCAAUCGUGGGCUUGAUGCGGACUUGUCCUCCGAGGGAUCUGAGGACGUUUUUGAGGAUCCUGACGAUGAGCCCAUCAUAAAAAAGAGGAUUUUUGAGUCUGAUGAGGGGGAGAGUGCUGAUUCUAAGACUGAAUUCAUGGAGACCUUUAAAGAGCCAAAAGUUGCAGCAGAUACAUGGAUGCCUAUAGCUACUUCUCUUGCCACAUCUACGACACCUGUUUCUGCCAUUCUCGCAGCGCUAGCAUCUGCCAUUCUAGUUUCUACCACUACUACUACGCCCAUUUCUGCUACUCUCAUAGUGCCAGCAUCCGCCAUUCCAGUUUCUGCCACUGUUAUAGCACCAGUUUUUGCCAUUCUUACAGCCCCCAUUCUCAUGAGUCCUGGUCCAUUGCCUACUGUCUCUUCUCAGUUUGAGGUGGGCAGCAGUUCUGCCACGAUUUCUAACCCUGUGAGUGAGGCAGCAGCCUUCUUUGCACAGUUUGAUCAACCUGAGGUUAAUGACCUCGAUCCUGCAGACUUCUAG